AUGGAGGGGAGAAAGGUGACGGUGCCCCGCGCUCCGGAGCUGUCCGCCGAGAGCCCCUCUUCGGCGGGCUUCAAGACAUAUUCGGCCGCUGGGUCGGCCGAUAGGAUCUCUCUCGUCUCAGGUCAUUUGUCGCAUCAGUCUUCUUCUUAUAACACAGCUUCUCCUACUCAAGUUCCCUCGUCCAUUCAAGCUCGUCGUCUCUCUACAACCACAGCCACAAUGUCUUCUCAACCUGCACACGCUACUCUGCUCAUUCCCGGGCCCAUUGAGUUCGACGAUGAGGUCCUCAAGUCCAUGGGUCACUACAGUGAGAGCCACGUCGGACCCGGCUUUGUCAACACCUUCGGCGAGACCCUCACCCUGACCCGCAAGCUCUUCCAAUCGACCGACCCCUCCGCUCAACCUUACGUUAUCUCCGGUUCCGGCACCCUGGGAUGGGACAUUGUUGCUGCCAACCUUGUCGAGGCUGGUGAGGACGCCCUGGUUCUUAGCACCGGAUACUUUGGCGAUGGCUUCGCCGACUGCCUCCGCGCCUACGGUGCCAACGUUACCAAGCUCGACGGCGAGGUUGGUGGCCGACCUCAGCUCGCCGAGAUCGAGAAGACCCUUUCCGAGAAGAAGUUCAAGAUCCUCACAGUCACCCACGUCGACACAUCAACCGGUGUCCUGAGCGAGCUCAAGGACCUUACCGCUCUUGUGCACCGUGUCUCCCCCGAGACUCUCGUUAUCGUCGAUGGCGUCUGUAGUGUUGCAUGUGAGGAGAUUGCUUUCGAUGAGUGGGGUCUUGAUGGUGUUGUUACUGCCAGCCAGAAGGCCAUUGGCGUGCCUGCUGGUCUUUCUAUCUCUUUCUUCAGCGGCCGAGCUGUCGCCGCUGCUCUUGAGAAGCGCAAGACUCCUAUUCCCGCCUACUUUGCUUCUCUGAAGAACUGGACUCCCAUCAUGAAGAACUAUGAAGCCAAGAAGCCUUCUUACUUCGCCACUCCCUCUCCUCAGCUCAUCCACGCCCUUCACACUGGCCUAACACAGAUCUUCACUAAGCCCCUGGCCGAGCGAUUCCAGGGCCACAUCGAAGUCUCGAACAAGGUCAAGAAGGCCAUCACCGAUAUGGGCCUCAAGAUUGUUGCUACCAAGCCUGAGGAUCAGGCCCACGCCAUGACUGCUAUUUACUUGCCCGAGGGUGUUGGUGCUCCUGAUGUUCUGCCCAAGCUAGCUGCCAAGGGUGUCGUCUUUGCUGGUGGUAUUCACAAGGCUAUUGCUCCCAAGUACAUCCGAUUCGGCCACAUGGGUGUCAGUGCUCUUGACCCUAGCCGCGACCACAUCGAGAAGGCUCUUAAUGCCCUCAAGGAGAGCUUGGCCGAGGCUGGGUACAAGGCUUGA
Fusarium sp. VM40 is the source of this 1377-nucleotide messenger RNA. NCBI's taxonomy places the organism in Eukaryota, Fungi, Ascomycota, Sordariomycetes, Hypocreales, Nectriaceae. The record is from the annotation of a GenBank genome assembly.